This is a messenger RNA of Lucilia cuprina (Australian sheep blowfly), 424 nucleotides long. RefSeq lists its product as uncharacterized. The transcript is spliced from 2 exons. The coding region runs from base 42 to 362 and encodes 106 amino acids. The record is from RefSeq and is a predicted model, not a curated record. Lineage: Eukaryota; Metazoa; Arthropoda; Insecta; Diptera; Calliphoridae.
AAACAAAUACACUUAACUUUUCUAACAAUAACAUAAACAAAAUGUUCAAAUUGUUCGUUUUCACUGCUCUCUUUGCUUUGGCCGCUGCCCGUCCUGGCUACUUGGCUUCUUCUUCUCCCGUUGUCUACUCUUCUCAUUAUGUACAACCCGUCCAUUAUUCCGUACCUGUCGUUAAGACUGUUGUCCACAAGACUGUUGUACCCGUAGUCCACACACAAGUUGUAAAGACUGUUGUUUCUACCCCCGUUGUACAUGCUGCUCCCGUUGUGCAUGCUGCUCCCGUUGUACAUGCUUCUCCCUUGUACCACUCGGUACCCGUUGUGUCAAGUUAUGCUCCCGCUUAUGGUGCCUGGAAGAAAUAGACUCUAGUAUAAAUUAUUAAUUUUUAAGGAAUUGAUAAAAAUGAACUGAUUUUAUUUAAAUU